Messenger RNA from Haemonchus placei, 660 nucleotides. The record is from the annotation of a GenBank genome assembly. NCBI's taxonomy places the organism in Eukaryota, Metazoa, Nematoda, Chromadorea, Rhabditida, Trichostrongylidae.
AUGACCGAAGUUGCUGAUACUAAAAUAUGCACAUAUAUGUAUUCUGUAUCAUGUUCCAUUAUUGCCGAAGUUCUGAUGAUAUUCGGAUAUAGAAAUAAUGCAUGGCUAGUUCUCUUUAACAAUGAGAACGAAUUACAACGUGGUUUGAAUGAUGACUGCUUAAAAACCGACGAAGCUAUAAAAUGUCAUACUUGGCAGUCAUAUGAAAAUGGUUCGGCGGUUUUGCCACGACCGUUCGCCUUCACGCAUUCACCGAGCGCAGCAAUGUACUUAGCGCUAUACAUCGCCCGAGUUCUUCUCUUUAUGCAAGUUGUAUGGUUCGCCAUAUGCGUUAUCUGUUGCUGCAACCUCAAAGCUGAACAGUUCGCUAAAAAAUAUCAACGACAUCUUAUGUAUCUGUGUGGUUUUGAAGCUCUCCUAUUUGUAAUUUUAUGGAUAGUCGUGAUUAUUGCAUACUAUGUAGAUGGCAUUAUGGAUGUUUUACAAGACGGAUACGAUAGAUCUUUUGGAAGUGGAUUCUGGCUGUUUGUCAUGGGAGGCGCACCGCUCUACCUUCUCAGCGUCUUCUUAGUAUAUCGAGAUGAACUUUCAACUUAUCUCACCAAUCGACGGUCCCAACGGACAGUAGCUCGGCACGAAAUGGGAACGCUUGUAUCUUGA